CAGGAGAAUCUCUAGGAGGUUGUUCCAAAAUGCCUAGUUUGUCUUCAUUAGGAAAUGGAUGCUACUAAUACUCAACCCCACCACCACCACCACUACUACAGUCAUCUAUCCAACAAAAACACCAUACAAUAAUCAUCAAACCAACAAACAACAAAAGAAACACACAUGGUUAGUGGACAAGUUUCUCAUGAGCUGGAAAUCAAGGCGCCAGCCACCCAAGUUUGGGAGCUCUAUGGCACGCUUCAACUGUCAGAUCUCGUCGAGGAACAACUCCCAACUGUCAUUGAAAAGAUUGACUUAGUUGAAGGCGAUGGCGGCGUUGGAACAAUUCUCCGCCUUGAUUUUGUCCCUGGCGCAGCAAAGUUCAAGAGUUACAAGGAGAAGUUCAUUAAGGUAGACAACGAGAAGCGUGUGAAGGACGCUGAAAUUGUGGAAGGAGGAUACCUGGAAUUGGGCUUCACACUUUAUCGAGUUCGCUUUGAGGUCAUCGAGAAAGGUGAAGAUUCCUCCAUUAUCAAGUCCACCAUUGAAUACGAGCUCAAGGAUGACUCUGCUGAAAACGUUUCCCUUGUGUCCCUUGACGCCCUGGCAGCCAUCGCCCUUAUUGCACAAAACCAUCUCACUAAGACCAAUGCUUAAAUCAAAUGUAUUUCAUUUCUCAGUCCUCGUUAACAAUAAAAAAAUAAUAAUAAUAAUAUGAAUUAGAAGUUUUAUGGUU
Humulus lupulus (European hop) is the source of this 718-nucleotide messenger RNA. Its product is annotated as norbelladine synthase-like. Gene Ontology annotation, biological process: abscisic acid-activated signaling pathway; defense response. Gene Ontology annotation, molecular function: signaling receptor activity; protein phosphatase inhibitor activity; abscisic acid binding. Gene Ontology annotation, cellular component: nucleus; cytoplasm. Bases 166 to 639 code for a protein of 157 amino acids. The record is from RefSeq and is a predicted model, not a curated record. The transcript has 2 exons. NCBI's taxonomy places the organism in Eukaryota, Viridiplantae, Streptophyta, Magnoliopsida, Rosales, Cannabaceae.